Podarcis lilfordi (Lilford's wall lizard) is the source of this 9982-nucleotide messenger RNA. Lineage: Eukaryota; Metazoa; Chordata; Lepidosauria; Squamata; Lacertidae. The record is from the annotation of a GenBank genome assembly.
AUCGCCCCAUGUGUUGUGCGAGGAAGCAGCUUUGCUAAAGAGACCCACUUGCGAAAGAAACGGGAGCAGCAUAAGGCAGCGGCAAGCGGCGGCGGCAGCAGCAGCAGGAGCAGGAGGCGGCGGCUGCGAGCGAGCGAGCGAGCGAGCGAGCCGGAGUAGCCUCGGCAGCAAAGGAGGAGGGGAGGAAAAAAAAAAAAGAACGAACAAACGAACGAAAGAAAGAAACGGGGGAAGAAAGAAGCGAGGAAGGAAAGAAAGAAAGAGCUGGGCGAAAGAAGAAGAGCGAGGCACGCCGAGAGAGAGAGGGACGCACCACCGAGGAACCAGGGGGGAACCCAAACCCCCCAAAGGCUCCCUUAGCCUAUUUCGCGUGUGUGCGUGUCUCGUGUGUGCGCGCGCGUCCCGUGUGUGCUUUUUUUGUUUGUUUUCUUUGGCCAGGGCUUUUUCUUUUCUUUUUCUUUUCCCUCCCCCCCCUCCCUCCUUCCCUCCCUCCCGUCCUCCUCCUCUCUUCUCCCUCCCUGCCUCCCUGGUUGAUGUUUCUACAGCUUCGCCAAACUCCGAGCGGGGCAUCCGAUCCCAGCACUCCCACCGGCGGCAGCAGCGGGAGGAGGCGGCGGCGCAGCAAGGACGGGGCUCCGGAGCGCCGCGCCGAGCGUGGGAUCUUCUGCCGCGGCGCCUUUCGCUCUUCUCCUCCAGCGGCCGCGCGCCGGAGUUGCUGCUGCUGCUGCUGCCGCCGCCGCCGCCGCUGCGAGCUUUCCCCCCUCUCUGGCUUUUGAUGGCUUUCCUGAAUGGCUGACUGCGGGCUUCUCUGGAUCUGGCCCCCAGACACCAGCCUCUCCUCCUGCAACUCCGCUCGGCUCCCCGAGAGAGAGGGAGGGGGGCACCUCUGAAGAGAAUCGCCUCUCUCUCUCUCUCUCUCUCUCUCUCUCUCUUUCUCUCUUUUCCUCCUCUCUUCCUCUUUUGUAUUUUUGUUGUACUUUUCUCCUUUUUUCAUUUGCUACCAGACAAUCGCCUCCAACCUCUUUGCUCUGUUUCCCUCUUCCUCGUCCCCUCUCUUCUUUCUUCCUCUCUCUCUCUCUUUCCUCGUUCUUGCUCUACUUUUCUUCCCCUCCCCACCCCACUUUGGUGACCCGCAUUGCUGACUUUAUUUUGGGGGACUGCCCAGCAAGGAAAAAGUGGGGCGCAAGCAAGCAAAGAAAAAAAAAGGACAUUAAAUUAAUUUAAAAAGAAAGGACCAGAGGAGGGUAGAAGAGAAGAAGAAAAAGAAGGGAAACCGCACACAAGCCGAACAACUUCCAUAAAAAAGGGAAAAAAAGAAGGGGGGAACAAAAAACUCGCCAACGCGAACUGGGGAGGACAGCAAAAGAAAGAGAAAAGAAAUAAAAACAAAGGUGGACUAAAUUAUAUAUUUAUAUCUAUCUAUAUCUAGACAGAGAGAUAAAUAGGUCUCUCUCGCAAGGACGCUUCCUAGCUGAAGAGCUGCGGGCUCAGCCCUCGGAAGAAGCGGGUCCGCUGGCAACCGAAAGCUACGGGGGGCGAGCAAUUUGGCCAAGGUGUCCCAUAGAUAUGGCAAUGGUAGUUGGCACGUGGCGAGACCCGCAGGACGAUGUGGCCGGCCCGCAAGGAACGCAGCCUUCGCAAGCGCCCCCUGUGCCGGGACCCCCGACGGGCGCCCCGCACACCCCGCAGACGCCGGGCCAAGGGGGCCCUCCCAGCACGCCCGCGCAGACCAACCAAGGCAGCCAGCAGAGCCAGGGCGAGAAGCAGCAGCAGCAGCAGCACAUCGAGUGCGUGGUGUGCGGGGACAAGUCCAGCGGCAAGCACUACGGGCAAUUCACGUGUGAAGGCUGCAAGAGUUUCUUCAAGCGCAGCGUCCGCAGGAACCUCAGCUACACGUGCCGCGCCAACCGGAACUGUCCCAUUGACCAACAUCACCGCAACCAGUGCCAAUAUUGUCGCCUCAAAAAAUGCCUCAAGGUUGGAAUGAGACGGGAAGGUAUUGGAAUUUCAUUUGUUUUCCACUUCUCAACCAACCCCGGUGGGGAGGGGAAAGAGGGCGGGAGGUCUCUGGAUUUGCGUGCGCAUGUAAACAGAGACCAGCGUGGGAUGAGGAGGACUAGGACCGUGGAUUUUAGAGAUGGGUUGCUUUCUGGGAUUGCAUAGCUUGUGUACAUUUCCUCUUCUUUUGCCAUGGCCUGGAAUGGGGAGUGUGUUGCUGUCCUUGGGAAAGCAGGGUUAGGUGAGUUUAACAGGACAAGGAAACGUGGUGUGGAGUGUGAGAGGCUGGGGGUGGGUGGAAUGCGUUUCCCUGACAAACAUUGGCCCGCUUGUUGAUUCCAAGAAAAGCUAGAUUCCAUUUUUAUUUUAUUUUAUUUUUCCUCUCAACCCACCAGCCCCAAACACAAUGACUACCCCACGAAAAUGCUGUGCGUUAUACCUUAGAAUGGAUUCUGUCCAACGGCGGGGGUCAAAGGCAGGCUGGGAUAUUUCUCCUGCUGGCCACCCUUCCACCGCCCGCAGCGAUCCGUAGGCACCACCACUCCCCAAACAACGUGCAAGAUAACCUCAGACGUAGCUCUGUAACUUCUCUCCCUUCCCCGCGUUGCUAAUCCCAAUAAUCAAUCAAUCAGUCAAUUGCCAGAGAGGUUCCCUUCGGUUAGAAAUUCCGCGAGGCUUCUUCCAAGAAUUCCCGGGGCUUUCUCUCCUCCCCAGUCCGGGCGAGAAAGCUCAACCUCGCGCUCUCAAAACACGCGCGCGCGGGGUCCUGUUUGGCCUAUGCCCCUGAUAAUAAUCAAGAUUUCAUUUAUGUAUUAUUCCAGUUCUUUUUUCCCGGGGGUUGGGAGGGUGGAGGAGAGCAAGCCGGGUUGCGGGUCGGGGGGCGGGGGAGUGGGAGAGAGCGAUCGGGGAUCUUAAGCACCGGAAGGAAACACACAAAUAAAUACAGAGUUUAAACCAGGGAGGUUUCUGUGAGCAAGAUGGAGCUCGGUGGUGGAAGAUUCCGAGAGGGCAAGGAAAGGCGAGCCUGUAGCUUCCUUAAUGGCGUUGCGCUCGCCUCCUCCUCCUCUCCCCUCCUCCCAACCUCCGGUGUCUGGCUUAUGUUUGGGGGUUAAAGGCUGCCCUCCUUCGCUCUCUGAAACGCUCAAUCUCCAGCUUGGGCCACGUUGGAGCCAGAUCCAGCCCCUGCAAAAUAAAAUAAAAAACAUUCUUUCGUCCACAUUCUCGUCUUCCUUCUCCACCCCCCUUCCUCGGCGCUUUUGUGGGUCUUUCUCUCUUUCAUUUUCUCUCGUCUUGUCACCAUGUAAAUUUAUGAACCAAAUGAGAGGCCCACUUUCCAUAAAAACAGCCGAUCCCGGGGUUUUCCAAAGCUUCGCUCCCACCCCCACCUCUGAAUGAAUGGCGAGGAAAUGUAACAAUAGGCCGUGCUGUUUGAUAUUAUUUUAUUUUAUGGACGCGUGUGGCUGCAGUUCUAAUCUGAUCUCUCUCCUCCUUUGAUAUAGAUUGUGUUGUAGUUUUAAAAAGGAAGCAGCAGCAACUCUCCUUCUUCGGGGAAAGCGGCGUUUGGAAAAUAUGGGGAGGGGCCCCUUGCCUGCCAGUUUCUCCCUUCAAAAAAAAUAAAUAAAAUAGCGAUGUGGAGAGAAGAUAAUUCGAGUAUUUUAUUUUAAUUGUGUUUUGAUACGUCUGGCGAUUGAAUGGAGGGGCGGAAGAGCCGCUUGUGGUUGUGUUUUGCCCGCUGGCUGUUCGUUUGGCCAAGGAAGGGGCAUUACUUUUUGCCUUCUGCAGUUCCCCCCCCCCCAAGCUUUUGAUCCCUCACCCAUCUUUUCUCCCCGACCCACAAAAAAAGUACAUUUGGAUUGACACCCGCUGACAUAUUUGCCAAAGUGCUGGUUGUUGUCUUCUCAGCAAUUUGGGGAGUGAGAGACCCGGCUUCUCUGCACCUCCUUGACCAUCCUGAGUUUCUUUAAUUCACCCUUGAAUCUGAGCAAACUCCCCCCCCAAAAAAAAAAUAAAAAAAAAUAAAGUAGCUUUAGAUGUGCUAGCUCCAGAAGGGGCUUCCUUAGCAAUUCAGAUAUUAAUUGCUGUAGUUUCUUCCUUAUUUACUGCAGCCGUCCAGAGGGGCAGAAUGCCACCUACUCAGCCGACCCACGGCCAGUUCGCCUUAACCAACGGAGACCCCCUGAACUGCCACUCGUACCUCUCCGGAUAUAUCUCCCUGUUGCUGAGGGCAGAGCCUUACCCGACCUCGCGCUUCGGCAGCCAGUGCAUGCAACCCAACAACAUUAUGGGCAUCGAGAACAUUUGCGAGCUGGCGGCUCGGAUGCUUUUCAGCGCCGUCGAGUGGGCCCGGAAUAUCCCCUUUUUCCCCGACCUCCAGAUCACCGACCAGGUGGCCUUGCUGAGGUUAACCUGGAGUGAGUUGUUUGUCCUCAACGCGGCCCAGUGCUCCAUGCCCCUCCACGUCGCCCCGCUCCUGGCUGCCGCCGGCCUGCACGCCUCGCCCAUGUCCGCCGACCGAGUUGUAGCCUUUAUGGACCACAUACGAAUCUUCCAAGAACAGGUCGAGAAACUUAAGGCCUUACACGUGGAUUCGGCGGAAUACAGCUGCUUGAAGGCCAUCGUCCUUUUCACCUCAGGUAAGCCACAGGGUGGGGGCUCUGAGGAGAGGGAGGGAGCGAGGAAAUCUGAAAGUCUCCCCUGCCCCAACCCAGCUCCCUUGGUUUUUCCGUGAGAAAAUUCGGAACGGAACUUGUAACACCGCAACUGGGGGUUUUUUUUGGGGGGGGAGGGAGAAGCAAUGAGCAGAUUACAUCUCUCAUCCUAUUUAUUGCAUGUUUACUCGGAAGUAAGGCCCGCUGCGUCCAGUGUUAGUUCAAGGGUGCCUAGCAUUGAAGCAGAGAGAGAGAGAGAGAGAGAGACGUUUUAUUUUGAGGAGGAAAACCCUCCAAAUAUUCUGCCUUCAAUUUUAAUGUAAUAUGGACAGAAUAACUUUUUUAUUGAGCCAUGUGCAGUCACUGUUGGGGAAGGGGGAUAAAGACUUUUGCUAAAUGUGCAAAUAAAAUAACCUCUGGGUUGAUAUAGUUAAAGCAUAGCAAGUUGAUAAAUAACCAGAGUAUGCUGGAAUCUGAUCUUUUUAAAUAUAUAUAAUAACCAGUGGAAUUCCUAACCAAGCAGAAAGCCUACUUCAAAGGAGAUAGAAGAAUCCUAAAAUUAAAGGGAUAUUGGAGGGUGAUAUGUGCUGGAGCUCUAACUAGAGUAUCCAAUAAACAAAUCAAUCGCAUUCUGGAAAGGACUGAGGGUGAAUAAACUCUCAUGGACCUGGCGGCCUUGGAGCAGAUUGCCAAGGGGGAGAAAGUGGGUCUAAACCAUGGUCAGAGGGGCUGGGUGUAUUUUAAAUAAUAAUGAUAAUAAUAAUAAGUUGAAGCAAGAAUGUGUGUUUGGAAUUCAAGUUGCUGCCCCCUAUACAAAAACCUAGCGGUAGUGGCAAUACUCAUGCAUAACAGCAGCAGGGAUGAGGAAUGUGAAGAAGUGUUGCAACUGUAGUCCCUGAAUUGCAACAUUAUGGGUUUCUGUUUUAACUCCUCUUUAAAGAAAGACAAAAAAGAAAUCCAUGUUGAAAAAGUGUCACUUAGGCUGCAGUCCUUUAUCAGAGUUGCCUGGAAGCAAUCCCCAUGAAACUCUGUGGAGCUUACUCCUGAGUAGAUGUGUAGAGUUGCACUGUUAAACAAUCAAAAGUGCCAAAAAAGAAGGGGGGGGGUUGGAGAGAGAGAGAGAGAGAGAUUUCAGUGCCAACUUUCUGCUGCAUAUAAAUAGCGCUACAGUUAUAAAACAAUAAUGGAAUGCAUGAUGAAAUCUAAUUAGCUGUGGUUCAACCUGGGUGAGUAAUAUAUCUGAUAUUAACUCUGGAGGCAACAUAUUUUCAAGACAUACUUUCUUUUUAAAAAAUUGUAAUUCAUCGGAUCAGGCCUCUAACAGUAUGCUAGAUUCUCAGAAUAUAAAUAGUGAUGUGUGUGUGUGAUCUUGUAAGUAAUGGGGCAGCCUUGGGUAGUGGUCAUGUGAUGACCAUAUGAAUGGAGGCAGGAUCUGUAAAGUAAUCACUCAUUGGUAUAUAGAUAGAUAGAUAGAUAUUUUUAAAUAUUUUCUUUCAUUUUAAAAAUACCUUUGAUAUGAGGAAAUAGGCCGAGGCAUCAGUAGUUUAUGUGGGAAAAUUAGGAUUUACAAUCCAGUCCUUGUUAUGUUAAGGGAGGUCUGAGGAAACAGAGUGCCUUUCUGGACAUUAUCCAAAAUUUAGGUCGUGACCUGAACUUCCUUUUAUAUAUUAUUGCUUUCCACAGUUACACCUCUGCCUGCCCCCACCCCCUGGCCAAAAAUAUUUGUUGCCCACCUAAAUUAGUUGGACUCAGAGGUGAUCAAUUAUCAGAGGCAGCACUAGAAAGGAACAGUGUGCUUGUGUGUGUGUCCUCUAUUAAAAGGACACAUUAUUUCCUUCUUGGGGAUCUUCUCUGAGCCUCUUAAGGCCUACAUAUGAACCCCAAACAUUUGAUUUCAAAUCUGGUGUUGUAGUGGGUUGCAGUAGUGUGAUUAAUAUUGCUACCUUUGUGGGGGAAACCUCUCAGCUGUUGUCUAAAGUGCGAAAUUUAUGACUGUUUGCAAAAUGUGGAUCUGUAUGUAAAUUGCCUUCCCAGCUUAGAUAAAGCUUCUGUUAUCUGAUUUUGUGGGGUUAUAAAACAUGGGGGGAACGGAUGCAGGGAUUUGUCAGCUAAGACGCCCCAAUAGCACUGGGGCUGAUGUGUUAUUUAGAUGUAGAGAAUUUUCAUAUAAUAUUUACUGGUGCUUUCUAUAGAAUCUAUAUCUGGAUUCUAAUGGCUUUGAAAAAUAUGCAUGUGUUAGUGCUUUGCCCAGCCAGCUAAGGUCACAACCUGAGCAAAGGCAGCUUCUGAUUAAAAGGGACCUCAUUGUAUUUUAGCCUGUCAAAAGUGGGGCAAUAUAUAUAUCUAUAUAUUAGUGCAAAGCGUGGCAAGAAUUCUAAAUUGUUUUUAAACAGUUUUUUUCUUUUUUCUUUUUAAAAAAUCGUAUCUUACAGAUGCAUUUUUAAAAAAUUAAAAGUAUAUAUUCGUAUGAUUGGAAAGAAAGGCGAGGAAAGAAAGGGGAGUGGGAGAGACAGAGAAUGAGAAGGGGAGAGAGAGAAACAGCUCUAAUGAAGAGAGCGAUCAGAGUUUGCUUGGUUGCCUUUGAAUAGGCUAAACUGACAAGAUCAGUUUUAAAGGACCACUUAAAUCACUUUCAAAGACUGAGGGAAACGGCGGUGUCUCCUUUAGGGGGGAAUCGCUUUUUGGGUGCGGGGCUCCAUUAUCCUGAGUUGAGCCAGUUUCUUAACGUGUGUGGGUUUCUGCUGCCUUCUUCCUUUUUUUAUGAAACUCUCUUUUCUGGCCUUUGAGAUUAGACUCAGCACAGUUAUUUCCCCAAUGCGAGCAUGUGUGUUGUGAGGAAAGACCAUGUCUUAUCUUUCUCCUUCUCCAUACACCCCCGCCGCCAAAAUACUCCCCCCCCCCCCGCCGCAUCCCAAUGCAGUGAAAAUCUGGUGAGAUCACUGAAAGGUUUGGGGCUAAUUUUAAAAUCAAGACCUCAGGCCAAAAUCCUGGCCGGGAGGGGAGACUUUUGGAAUAUUAUUUUUUAAAAAGAAAAAGAAAAAAGAGCACGUGCUCCUGUUGAAACCGAAAGAAAGAACAGGAAGAUCCAAAUGCGUGUUUACUCAGAGGAAAAAUCUUGCUGGACUGGCUCCCUAGGAAGCGUGCAGACAGGACUGCAACAUGACUCUCCUCUGUGCUUGGGAUUGUAGCUUGAGCAGGGCUUAACUUGGACUGAAUCAUGUCCUCGCGGCUUAUUCGGAAGUCCAAGACUUGAACUCAGCGAGCCUGACUUUCAAAAGGGAAAAUAAAUGCCUGUAGGUUUGGAGGGAGAGAUCCGCAGAUUUGGGCGCGCACAAGCAGAUCGACCCAAAGCACGUUGACCCCCCAAGUUCCGCAGGACUUAAAUCGCUAGGAAGCAAGUCUCAAAAGAUUUCAAGAGCAGCGUCUAUCUUGCAACGCUCACGACUUCAUCCUUACAGUUCUUAGCUGUGAUUUUAUUUACAUUAUUACUAUUGUUUUGAUUGCGGGGGGGGGAUUGGUUUUUAAACCAUUCCAAGGGGGGACUAUAACUUGUUUGAUACUGACGACACUUUCCCCCUCCCUUCCCCUCUCUCUUUGAAACCAACUUUCUUCCAGAUGCGUGUGGUCUCUCCGACGUAGCCCACGUUGAAAGUUUACAAGAGAAGUCCCAGUGUGCGUUGGAAGAGUACGUAAGGAGUCAAUAUCCGAACCAGCCUACGCGAUUUGGAAAACUGUUGUUACGCCUCCCAUCUCUCCGCACCGUCUCUUCCUCAGUCAUAGAGCAAUUGUUUUUCGUCCGUUUGGUAGGUAAAACCCCCAUAGAAACCCUUAUCAGGGAUAUGUUACUGUCUGGAAGCAGUUUUAACUGGCCUUAUAUGGCCAUUCAAUAAGGGGAAAAAAUGUUGGAGAGAGGAAAAAACAAACCCACAGAUGAGAGAAUUUGAAAAAAAAAAAUUGGAAAUUUUGGAACGGAGGAUUUUUGCGAGUGACUUUGGGGUCUGGCGGUUGUUUAAACGUCCUUCAGCUAAGCAAGGAUGUUGCAUCUUGGCUAAAAAUGAAGAGAGAAUAAUUGGAAUGGACUGAAUACUAAUUAAAAAAAAAAAAGACUUGUGAUAUGAACUUUUUACAGACUGAAUUAAGAAUUCCCCUGUUGUCCAGAAGUUGCUACUUCUCUCUCUCUCUCUCUCUCUCUCUCUCUCUCUCUCGUUGUUUUUUUAAAAGAAAAGGGGAAAGGAUUUUUUUUCUUUUUUUCUUUUCUCUGGGGUGUUUAACUUGAAACACAAUCUCUUGCUAAAAGUGCAUUUAAAAGAAAUCUGGAGAAAAUUAAUGGAAUGGAAACAAGUCUCUCUCUCUCUAUCUCUCUCUAUCUCUUUUCCAAAUUAUUAAUUUGUCCUAUGUUGUCUGUGUACCUAUAGGGUUUUGUUUGGGGUUUUUUUUUUUGGUAUUUUUUCUGGUUCCAAACCAGUUUAUUCUGUGGUUCUAUAAUAAUUUUGAUAUAAUCUUGCCUUCAUUUAAAAAACAACAACUACAACUGUGUAUCCUUUUUAAAAAAAAGUUCUGAAAGAAUUAAAACUGUCUCAGAAAGGUUUAUGAGAAGAACAUAAAGAGAAGGGAAAAAAAUUCCCCACAAUAGUAGGAAAGAUGGAAGCGCACUUACAACUAGUCAGCCAAAAUUUAGCUCCAAGCUACGACAGCUAUAAUUAUUGAGAUCGAAUAAAAGAGAACCACAACUAUUCCCCCACCCGCAAGCCCACCUUCCCUUGACUAGGUUUUUAUAUAUAUAUAUCUAUUUUAAAGACAAAACAUGAAUUUUGGAAGGGAAUGCGUAUUUCUUGGAGGGAGAAGGAAUUGUGUCUAAGACACAACACAGUUUUGAUGAAAACACACAUACACACACGCACACAAAACCACACAUAGGGUUUCAUCACAAAGUGAACUUUUUUGUAAUUUGAAUGAAAAUUGGGUUCCGCCUAGUUGUCCUAAAUUGUUACCAAGUUCCUCUAUCUGUUUGUAUAUUUGCAAGCUCUUUGUAUUAUAAUACUUGUUGAUAUUUUCCCUUUUUUUAAAGAAAAAAGAAAAAAACCAUUGAAUUCAGCAUGACAAAAAAAAAUAACACUACUGUUGGCACUUAUAGAUAAUGUGGUUGAUUCAGUAUCUUAGAGUUUACAGUUUUUGUGUUUUAAAGAAAAAAAAGCUGAAGGGUUUUUUUUUUAAGUGCAACAUUUCUGUAUACUGUAAAAGUUAUAAUAACUGAAAACUGUUUGGUCCAGUCUUUGUGUGUUAUAUUCCAAGGAAAAAUUGAAAGUAUUCAGAAAUUAAAAUAUUAUUUGAUAUCU